AUGUUUUCAUGGGGAGAGGACAGUCAGGGGGGGUUUCGGGUGAAACAGGGCUCAGCAGAUGCAGCAGGUGAUGGAAUUCACUUACUAAAGCUCAGUUUUCACAUCAAGGAUCUGUCAGCAGGUCACAGCGUGCUCGCUUUCGUCAAAACAAAUGGAAAUGCGUUCAUCAUCCGCACAAACGAAAGGAACGAUGGAAGAAGAGUGAGAGGAAAACAGAAGUUUGUGAAAUACAAAGAGAAGAUUCAGGCUGUGAGUUGUGGCGAUGAUGUGGUCACACUGCUGUCUGAAACAGGCAGAGUUCUCUGUGUGGACUCAGCUCACCCUCCUUUUACACCCAGGCCGCUGGAUGUAUUGUGUACCACAUACCAGUACCAAAUACCAGUAUCUCAGGUUGCUUGUGGGAGCCAGCAUUUUGUUGCCCUGACCAAAGAUGGUCGAGUGUACACAUGGGGCCAGGACUCCAGAGGCCAGCUGGGUCUGGGAAAGAUAAAGCUCGACACCAAUUCACCGCAACACCUCCAAUCCCUGUCAUCGAUCCCCCUGGUCCAGAUCGCUGCAGGGGGGGAGCAGAGCUUUGCCCUCUCUGUCUCUGGAGGGGUGUUCAGCUGGGGUAGAAAUGACUGUGGACAGCUCGGGCUGGGAGACACUAAAGACAGACACACACCAACCCCUGUUCAUUCACUGGACAUGAAGAAAACUAUUCACAUCUACUGUGGAAAGGACCACACUGGCAUUUUGACAAAGGAUGGUGUAGUGUUUACAUUUGGCUCUGGUCAGUAUGGACAGCUUGGGCACAACUCAUUCAGUGAUGAACUACGUCCUCGCAUUGUUGCAGAAUUCUGGGGGGCAAAGGUCAUCAAGAUUGCAUGUGGACGACAUCACACAUUAGUGAUGACGGACUCCAAGAAAGUCUACUCCUUUGGGUAUGGAGAGCAAGGCCAGCUGGGACAUGGAGAGGAGAGUCAUCCAUCUGUGCCACUGCCUGUUCAACUACCACAGGACGCCGCUGAUGCUCCUCAAAUUCGGGACAUCUAUGCAGGAGGAGGCUGCUCAUUUGCAACAUGCUCAUCCACUGAGGGGUCAAACAGUGACAGUAUGAACAAGGUUCAGCACUGUCUUGAUGGUUUGAUUGACAGAUGGACCUCUGAACAUGAUUCAAAGUCAUGGAAAAAGAUCAAACAGGAAAUCCAAAGGAUAUUUUCUUUUGCAUCCUGUGUGAAUCAAAGCUUCCUUGAGCAAAGCAGAGAUAAGCAUUUCCAAACCUCUCCAACAUACUUCGGCUUGAACUUGUCAGUUGCACGCCGCAAUUUCAAGAAACUGGUGAAGAAGGAAACUGUUUUGGCAGAGGUUGAAACUGCUGUCAUGCACUUGCUUCCCACUCUUGAUAAGAAUCCAGUAGGAGUGGAGGGGCUGAGGAUCUAUCUGCUUCUCAUUGAGCUUCUGCAUGUGAUCCAGAAACACAAACGGCAACAGAGCACAAACCUAGCUGAGGCCGUUGCUGAUGCUGUAGUAAGACUGUCUGCUGACAGCCUCCGGGUCAUAGGGGACUGGUGGUCCUCACUGUCACCCUCCACCAUGGUUAAAUAUGUUAAAGUGUGGAAGCAGACCCUCUCAGUGAUCCUGUCCUUACAUCCGGUUCCACGCAACAAUGGUGUCAAAAACCUGCUACUGGUCCUCCAAUACAUGUACAAUGCCAACAGCAGGAUCACAGAACGUCGAAGGAUGCCAGAAAGAGAUUUUUGUUUGUCAAUGGAUGAAGGCUUUCUCAAUCAGGAUCUGCGGCUUUGGCGUUCACGGUCACAGCACAAGCCACUUAUCCUAUGCAGCUUUCCAAUUGUGAUGGAUCUGAAAUCAAAGAAAAGGGUGUUUGACAUGAAUGCUGAAUACACAAAGGUAACUGAAGCUUUAAACUGUGCCUCAUGAGAACAAGCCUUUACACACAACACUGUCAGGCUGGACCUGAAGCGAGCAACAGUUUUGGAAGACACAUUUCAACAACUGGCUGCUGUUGAUCACAGUAACUACAAGAGAACUCUUAUGGUCUACUUUGAUGCAAACUAUCAUGCUGUUGAUGAUGAUAAUCUCCAAAUAAAAGACUUUUUUCAUGACGUGUUUCAUGAGAUGUUCUCUGCUGAAUCUGAGAUGUUCAUGUUCAACGACUCCAAAACGCUGGCAUGGUUCCCCUCAAGAGCAAAACAGGACGAGAAGAGAUACUUCCUGUUUGGAGUUCUGUGUGGAUUGGCCUUGUUCAACCAGUGCAUCAUACACUUACCAUUCCCACUGGUACUGUUCAAGAAGCUGCUCGGUGUUAAGCCUUCACUGGAGGAUAUGAUGGAAUUCAGUCCCUGCAUUGGAAAGACUCUACAGUACAUCCUGGAAGAAGAUGACAUCGAAAACCUGGACAUGUACUUCUUAAUCAACUGGGAUGAGACAGACGUUGACCUUGAUCCUGACAAUCCUGAAAAGCUGGUGACAAAUCAAAAUAAGAAGGAGUUUGUUGAUGCCUACGUGAAUUAUGCCUUCAACACAUCAGUGGUGAGGCUGUUCCAGGAGUUCAAGCGAGGCUUCUUCCAGGUGUGUGACCGGGAUUUGGUGAAGCUGUUUCGGCCAAAGGAGCUACAGGAAGUUCUUGUGGGCAAAGACUUCCAUGAUUGGACAAAGCUGAAACAGAACACAGGUUAUGAGUGGGGUUACCAUGCUGGACACCCCACCAUACAGAUGUUUUGGGAGGUUGUUGAUGAACUAACUGAGGAUCAGAAGACAGCUUUCCUUUGGUUUGUGACAGGGUUUGAGAAGGUUCCUAUUCUUGGUGUGGAUACAAUCAAGAUGACAGUUCGAGUCAAACAAGUUGAAGACCUCUCCUACGACCAGUACUACCCUGAGACACAUACGUGUUUCUCGAUCCUAGAGUUGCCCAUAUACUCCACCAAGGAGAUCAUGCGAGACAGGCUGACAGAGGCCCUGAGCAACAAGAGAAACUGCCACAAGUGAUGGUGGCACUGUACCCCGAUGAUACACUGUAUCUAUACUGAUUUCCAGCGGGCAUCCCCAACAGAAGACUGUUAGAGAGCACUUUAUAAAUGGCUGAG
Messenger RNA from Scomber scombrus (Atlantic mackerel), 3089 nucleotides. RefSeq names its product E3 ISG15--protein ligase HERC5-like. NCBI's taxonomy places the organism in Eukaryota, Metazoa, Chordata, Actinopteri, Scombriformes, Scombridae. The transcript is spliced from 23 exons. Gene Ontology annotation, molecular function: ubiquitin protein ligase activity. Gene Ontology annotation, biological process: ubiquitin-dependent protein catabolic process; protein ubiquitination. The record is from RefSeq and is a predicted model, not a curated record.